CAGCACAGAGGACAAACAGGGUCUCAGGCAGAGGAGAGUCUCUAGAAGAGGAGAGUUCAGAUACAGUGAUGCCACCACUCUGUGCUGUUCUUCUGCUUUUCAGCAAAGUCUAUGGCCUAUUUGGGGAGAAUGUUGUGCAGCCUGACGGUCUGGUGACAGCUCAGCUUGGAGAAACUGUGAUGCUCCGGUGUUUUUUUCCUGUGCGAGCUGUGCCCAAUUUCAGCUGGUUAAAGCAACCUCUUGGACAGGAGCCUCAGCUAUUAGCAAGGAUAUGGAACUAUGAAUCAGAUCCCACAUUUUACAAUGAGUUUAAAAACAGUAAACGCUUUAGUGCUAAAGCAGCAAAGGGGAGCUUUAACCUGACUGUGUCAGGAGUAGAGCUGUCGGAUUCAGCCACAUACUACUGCGCUCUUACAGUCGUCAGAGAGCUCAGCUUUGGAGAUGGAACCACUUUAAUGGUGACGGAUGGCCUAUUCGGGGAGAAUGUUGUUCAGCCUGAAGCGCUGGUGACAGCUCAGCUUGGAGAAACUGUGAUGCUCCGGUGUUUUUUUCCUGUGCCAGCUGUGCCCAAUUUAAGCUGGUUUAAGCAGCCUCUUGGACAGAAGCCUCAGCUAUUAGGAAGGAUACGGAGCUAUGAAUCAGAUCCCACAUUUUACAAUGAGUUUAUAAACAGCACACGCCUCAGUGCUAAAGCAGCAAAGGGGAGCUUUAACCUGACUGUGUCACGAGUAGAGCCGUCGGAUUCAGCCACAUACUACUGCGCUGUUAUAGUCAACAGAGAGAUCAGCUUUGGAAAUGGAACCACUUUAAUGGUGACGGGGUCAGAGUCACACAGCAGGACAAUAGUACUGCAGCAGCUCGAGUCAGUGCAGCCAGGAGACUCUGUGACUCUGCAGUGUACAGUACACACUGAGACCUGUGCAGGAGAACACAGUGUGUACUGGUUCAGACAGGGCUCAGGAGAGUCCCCUCCAGGAAUCAUUUCCACCCAUGGAACCAGGAGUGAUGAGUGCCAGAGGAGCUCUGGGGCUGUGUCUCCCACACAGAGCUGUGUCUACAACUUCCCCAAGAGGAACCUCAGCUCCUCUGAUGCUGGGACUUACUACUGUGCUGUGGCCACCUGUGGGGAGAUCCUGUUUGGGAACGUGUCCAAGCUGCACUUUGAGGCGAAUGGACAUCUUCCUCUUUAUUGCUUGGCGGGAGCUUUGACGUUGAGCGUGGUCCUAAAUAUUGUCCUCGCUCUGAACAGGAGAAAAAACUGUGAGAACUGCAAAGCUAAGAGACAAAUUUAUCAAUGUGUGCUAUAAGUCACAAGAUUGUUGUUUUUUUUUUUACAAUGUAUUUACUAUAGAAUAUUUGGUCAAUCAAAUCAGACUAGUAUAAAACAUACAGGAUCAUAAAACUCAAUAUCAUAAAGGAUGUCAAACUAAAAAUGUGCACUGUGUUUAGUGUUUGUGUAAAAUAAUUGGUUUAGGGUUAGGGUUGAGGUUGGCAAUGAAUUUGUCAUGUAAGGCCAUUUCAUGAAUAGCAUGCAGAAAUGCGUACAGAAACUUCACCUUGCUUUACAGAACUGUCGCAUACAGUCGGGGGGCAGUUCUGUAAAACUAGGUGAAGUUGCUCCAUUGGUGCAGAUGGCUGUCCCCCUCUACCUUUACUUAUGUGCAACAUAUGCACACAUACAGUAUUACAUGUGAAAGCAAGCCAGAUCUCAC
Anguilla rostrata (American eel) is the source of this 1712-nucleotide messenger RNA. RefSeq lists its product as uncharacterized. Lineage: Eukaryota; Metazoa; Chordata; Actinopteri; Anguilliformes; Anguillidae. Gene Ontology annotation, biological process: response to bacterium. The record is from RefSeq and is a predicted model, not a curated record. Bases 69 to 1307 code for a protein of 412 amino acids. The transcript is spliced from 5 exons.